Acanthoscelides obtectus is the source of this 1730-nucleotide messenger RNA. The record is from the annotation of a GenBank genome assembly. NCBI's taxonomy places the organism in Eukaryota, Metazoa, Arthropoda, Insecta, Coleoptera, Chrysomelidae.
AUGCAGGUCACGUGCACACUUGUUCGCCGCCCUCUUUCUUUCCUCUCGAUCCCCCAAAGUUGCACGGAGUCCACGGGUACUUAGGACUUCAUGGUGGCCUAACUAUAAAAGAAAAUCGCAGAGCAAUCUGUCUGAAAGGCUUGCUGGUUCAAAUCCCGGAAGUUACAUUUUGAGUCAUGGAUGUUGUGCUGUCUAAAAAUGCACCAGAACAAAAUAUCUCAUCGCUGGAGCUGGGUUGUUCAAAAAUCAGUUACUGGUAGAUACGUACGUAGAGUAGUACAGUGCUGUCACAAUGGGAUCGACAAAGACAUCCAAAGAUGGCCUAGUUACCAGUCUUGGCCUCCUCACCACUACUACUCCUAGGACCAGGUAUUCUCAACCUAUUUUGGUAUUUAAACUCUGCCUUGAUGGCUGCUUCAAUGAAAAAAUGUUUCUAAUAAGUUAACUUUAUACGUCCCAAGCAACGCUGUCAUCAGUUCAUGGAAAUCUAUGACAGUCAAGAGUGACGUCCUCUUAGAAAAAAUUAAACUCGGAACAUGUACAGCAAAGGAUCAAUUUAGUCAAAUAGGCACAUGCCAUUAGUCUCUAUUCCACACACUUUUGAGACUGUUGCGGACUAGCAAUUUCUUCUCUGUCUUGCAGAUCAUCCGGCAAGGUUCCGAUGAGUAAACCAUCGGUGGCAACUGGUAGCUCGCGAUAUUUACAUCAUUCUAAGUCUUAAAGACAAAAUACGGGAAAAUAUAUGUGUGAAAUUGGUCUCAUAGGUGUGUAGAAUUAUCGUGGUUAGAAGCAAGUAAAUAUUUUAACGUCAAAAAACUGGCACAUACCUCCCACACCAAAAUAUGAGCAGGAGUGAUAGAAACGACAAAGAACGCAGAACAUUUUUUUUUUCGUUUUCUGCCCGUAGCUCCUAGAUCCACUGUCAGACAGUCCUACAGACAGACGGACAAUGUGACCGCCUUUUUGGCUAUUCAGUUCCAACAAUAAUGGUUUUCAAGUAUAAACGAAAAACAGAAAGAGCCCAAGAGCGGGACGAAAACGUAAUGAAUCGCGCAAUAAAUUCAAUUAACCAAAGAGAAACAUCUAUUCGGGGGGAUACAAGCAUUGCCCGGGCUUGUGGAUUUAACAGGCCCCAAGUGCAGUUAUUUUUUGAUUAUUUAAAUAAUAUAAUGAAGAAAAUGUACCAUGCCUCGACUGCGGAGAUAUUUUAGGCAACUCUAAGUCUGGAGAAACAUGGAUUGAAUGCAAUAUGUGUCAAAACUGGGCUGUGCUGAUUACAACAGAGGCAUCUAUAUUUGCGACAAAUGCAAGUUAUCAGUUUUGAUUUCCUUGAAAAAAUAACUGUUAAUAUACUUCCACUUUUAGUUAUGUUAGAAAUAAAGUUCUUCUUGCCCACAUGUAUUUCAUAUGCUGAUUACUUUUGCCCGAGGCGUUGGUUUUUAUUGCCCUCAUAUGUGGGCAAAAGGAAUCAAAAGCAUGUUUUCGUUUAAUGUUUUUUUUAAAGAUAUAUUACUAUAAUUAUAUAUUUUUAUAAUAUAUAUUUUGUUUCUAAAUGUAAUAGAGUCUUACUUUAAAUUAAAAAAAUAAUAAUUAGGAUUUAAUAGAAGAUUUUAAAAGCUGGCGACUUAAGGUGGUUCCUUUUGCCCGAGUCUCCCCUACACAUUUAGUUCCAUUUAUUAUUUUUGUCAACUAAGAUACCAUAAAAAUGCUGUUGUAAACUUAUACUAUAC